AUGGGGCCUCUCUCGCGCCUGCUACCACUACCGUUGUUCCUCGAGCCCGUCACGGGCAUGAUGACGAGGAGGCAAACGCCGGAGGAGCUGGGGUUCGCUGUGGGGGAUGGCGACCCAGCCGACGCCGCCUCGGACCCUCACUCUCGCUGGCCGACGAACUUCGGUGCGGAGCAGUGCUUGGACCUAGGCGCCAAGGGCUUCCCCCUGCCGGUGUUCAACAUGCUGCGGGAGGCCAACUGGGACCCGCAGCGGUAUUUCGACGCGCUCCAGGCGAAGGGCUACGGGGAGGACGCGCUCCAGCUGGUGGGCCCCCAGAACGCCAUCAUGAAGUCGGACUGCAUGAGGCCGCGCGCGGUGUCGAGGAUCAAGCACAUCUCCGCGGUCGGGUGGUCGCCCCGAUUGUGGCGUGCCCUCUGCAGCACACUCCACAGGCUGAACAGGUGUCCGGAGAUCUAUUUCGACAACAGCACCACUGAGGAGUUGAUCUCGCGUCGGCGAAGCGGGGAGGAGCAGGAGCGGCGGGGCCGCCUCCACUCUGGCACGCUGCAGUCGCCCGAGGGCCACAGGGUGCCCAAGGGGUGCACGGAGGAGGGCAUCGCUUCGUUCAUCCAUCCACGGGGGCGGGUGGACUGGGACGCGUGGCACUACGGGCUGCCGCUGCGGGAGAUCAAGCGCGAGAUCAGCGAUCUCGGCCUCGACACCUCGGUAGACACUGUGGUUGUGUGGGUAGGCUCGAACUACGUGCGCAACGACAGCCGGACCGGAGUGUUCCACAGCACCGUCCAGGCGCUCCACGACCUGAAGGUCAAGAUGGUUUGGGACACGCCCACCUACCAGGACGUGGCCCUCAUGGCCGCCACGUCGACCCACCACCAGGGGAUGGACCGCGGCGUGCCCAUCGUGUACACUUCCAUCGUGGGGCAGGGAACCCUGCGCGGCGGCGGGAAGGCCCAUGGCGAGAUCGGCUCCAACGAAUACAGGGACGAGAAGAAGAUCCUGGCGGAGGCGAUCCCCAUGACAGAGGUGCCCAUGACGAAGCGCUGGCAGCUGACGAACCGUUACCGCGGGCUGCAGUGCGAUGGCAUCCACACCGACAUGCGCGGCAGGGACCCGCUGUUCUACGACCAGCCUUGCCCGUAUGGGGAGGCCCCCGCCUACGGCACCUCGUCCUACUGCAUGUGGACGGAACCCUUCCAGCAGGAGCUGUCGGAAAGCUGCCCGGCCGCCACCGGGGUGGACGACCUCGUGCUCCAGAGCGGGCUCUACUCGAUAUGCGCUGGGCACGAGAGGCCGUUCUGCUACCAGCACACCGGCAACAUCCGCUGA
Messenger RNA from Prorocentrum cordatum, 1326 nucleotides. The record is from the annotation of a GenBank genome assembly. Lineage: Eukaryota; Dinophyceae; Prorocentrales; Prorocentraceae.